AUGGACUUGAGGAAGGUGGAGGAGAGUGGUGGUGGGAUUGGGUUGGUGGAGAACAAGGGAGUCGUCACCUCAAGCUUGGGAGGAGAUCGCGGCAAGGGCGAAGUUGAUUCGAGUCGCGCGCUCCAGUCUUUUCUGGAUAAUAUUCCCAUCGAUACAAUCCCUGGCAUCCGUAACUCGUCUCCUGUUCUGGAGAUAAAAUCUGAUGACUGUGUACAAGAUGUGAUCCGUUUGUUGUAUGACAAAAAUGUAUCUGGUGCACCAAUUGUGGGCAAUGUGAAUUCUGAUUUCAAGGAAUUUGUUGAUCGGGAUGUAGGCUUCAUUGAAUUUUCAAGCAUGGUCUUGUGGUGCCUCGAGGAAUUUGAAAAAGUGAAGCUUGAAUCCAAAAGCAACUUCCUAGGGUUUCUCUCCAUGUUAGAACAAACAUCUCAAAUUGGAGGAACCAAGAUUGGGGAGCUAGCAAAGUCAUUCUUAUGGGAACCCUUCUUCCCUGUUCAAGUAGCUGACUCACUUUUUCAUGUGCUGAUGCUCUUCUCGAAACACCACAGAUUGAAAGUAGUACCAGUUGUUGAGUCAUCCAAUUCUCGUGUCAUUGGUUUCAUUACUCAGAGUGCAGUGGUUCAGCUGCUUCUCCAGUCUUGUGGACUGGAAUGGUUUGACCAAAUUGCGGAGAGGGCCCUUAGCGAAUUUGGGUAAGUCAGAAGAAGUGACGCAAAACUUUUAU
Messenger RNA from Elaeis guineensis (African oil palm), 721 nucleotides. Its product is annotated as SNF1-related protein kinase regulatory subunit gamma-1. Lineage: Eukaryota; Viridiplantae; Streptophyta; Magnoliopsida; Arecales; Arecaceae. The record is from RefSeq and is a predicted model, not a curated record.